Messenger RNA from Nymphaea colorata (pocket water lily), 610 nucleotides. RefSeq lists its product as uncharacterized. Gene Ontology annotation, molecular function: calcium ion binding. The record is from RefSeq and is a predicted model, not a curated record. Lineage: Eukaryota; Viridiplantae; Streptophyta; Magnoliopsida; Nymphaeales; Nymphaeaceae. The coding region runs from base 33 to 407 and encodes 124 amino acids. The transcript has a single exon.
AAGCAUCGAUCGCUUGAAUCGAGUAGGCGAGGAUGAACAAUUGCUGCCUCCCCCACCCGAUACCUGUACGGGACAGGAGCUGGUCCGAGUCUAACCCUUCCCCAAUGAAGAACAACUACAAGGCUAUGGCCGGAACAAAACCGGCGAUGCCAACUUCCACGCAUCCGGCGACCGCAGUCGAUCUGAAGGCAUGGUUGAAGCAGUUCGACCAAAACGGGGAUGGCAUCAGCAGGAGGGAGCUCCGGGGCGCCAUAUGUGCUGCCAACGUCACAUGGCUGAAAGGCUCCUGGACGAGCUUCUGGGCAAUUCAUGCCGCCGACGCCAACGGCGAUGGCCUCAUCGAUGAUCGGGAGUUGGACAAACUUGUCGAGUAUCUGAUGACGCAUCUGGCACGUAUGCGUAUCUGAUAUUGGCAGAGCUACCAAGCAAGUGUCUCCACCGUUCUCUUCAAGUUAAAUAAAGCAGUAGCCCGCGUAUAUCUCUCUGCGAACAACCGGAUCUCAUCUUCUUCUUCUGCUUCUUCUACUCAGUCUCACUCUCUAGCUUGUGUUGUGUGUUAAUUGUAACUUUGGAAAAGAUAAAAUGAAGUAGUGUGGUGGGUUCAGCUUAA